Passer montanus (Eurasian tree sparrow) is the source of this 5288-nucleotide messenger RNA. RefSeq names its product apoptosis inducing factor mitochondria associated 3 (gene AIFM3). Lineage: Eukaryota; Metazoa; Chordata; Aves; Passeriformes; Passeridae. Gene Ontology annotation, biological process: execution phase of apoptosis. Gene Ontology annotation, molecular function: 2 iron, 2 sulfur cluster binding; flavin adenine dinucleotide binding; oxidoreductase activity, acting on NAD(P)H. The coding region runs from base 153 to 2021 and encodes 622 amino acids. The transcript has 19 exons. The record is from RefSeq and is a predicted model, not a curated record. Gene Ontology annotation, cellular component: cytoplasm; mitochondrion.
CGGGACCGGCCCCGCCCAGCUCCUCCCGCCGCGCCGGCUCCGCCGCUGCUGCCCAGGUGGGGAUCGACGCGGGAGCCGGGACUCCUCCUGUACCAUGCGAGGAUGUGCCCGCGCUGACUCGCCCGCCCCCGCUGCCCGUCCCGCCCGGCGCCAUGGGAGGAUGCUUCUCCAAGCCCAAACCAGUUGAAGUGAAAAUUGAAGUUGUGAUACCUGAGAAGGAGAGAAGCAAGGAGGAGAUGUCACCCAAUGGGAAAGCCAGCCCUCUGAUCUACAAAGUCAAUGGGACUGCCCGGCACUACCACCUUGAGGAGCAUCCAAUUGCCAGCAACCCCUACCACAACCCAAAGGAUGUGGUAGAAGCAUCUGUGUGCCACGUAAAGGAUCUGGAGAAUGGACAGAUGCGGGAAGUGGACCUGGGCUGCGGGAAGGCUCUGCUCAUCAAGGAGAGUGGGGAGUUCCACGCCGUGGGACACAAGUGUCCCCACUAUGGGGCUCCACUGGUCAAAGGGGUUUUGUCCAAAGGAAGAGUCCGCUGUCCCUGGCAUGGAGCUUGCUUCAAUAUUGGCACGGGUGACAUUGAGGACUUUCCCGGCUUGGAUAGUUUACCCAGGUUCCAGGUGAAGAUUGAGAAGGAGAAGGUGUACAUCCGAGCAAGCAAGCAGGCUCUUCAGACACAGAGGAGGACAAAGAUGAUGGCAAAGUGCAUCUCCUUGAGCAACUACAACCUGAGCAGCACCAAUGUGCUGAUCAUUGGUGCAGGGGCAGCUGGGCUGGUCUGUGCAGAGACCUUGCGCCAGGAGGGUUUCUCUGACCGGAUUGUGAUGUGCACCAUGGACAGACACUUGCCCUAUGACAGACCAAAGCUCAGUAAGUCAAUGGAUUCCCACCCUGAGCAGAUCACCCUGCGCCCCAAGGAGUUCUUCUGCACCUAUGACAUCGAAGUCCUGACUGAAAUGCAGGUGGCGGCUGUGGAUGUCAAGAGCAAGAUAGCUGUGUUCAAGGAUGGGUUUAAGAUGGAAUACAACAAGCUGCUGAUAGCAACGGGAAACACGCCCAAAACUCUCAGCUGCAAAGGCAAGGAGAUGGAAAAUGUUUUCAACAUCCGGACACCUGAAGAUGCUAAUCGUGUGGUGAAGCUGGCCACAAGCAAGAAUGUGGUGAUCGUGGGAGCAUCCUUCCUGGGGAUGGAGGUGGCCGCCUACCUCGCGGAGAGGGCCCACUCGGUGUCCCUGGUGGAGCUGGAGCAUGUCCCCUUCAAGAAGUUCUUUGGGGAGAGGGUUGGCCGUGCUGUCAUGAAGAUGUUUGAGAACAACAGGGUGAAGUUCUACAUGCAGACCGAGGUGUCAGAGCUGCGGGAGCAGGAGGGAAAGCUGAAGGAGGUUGUGCUGAAGAGCGGGAAGGUCCUGCGUGCUGACGUCUGUGUCGUGGGUGUUGGUGCAGUCCCAGCGACAGGCUUCCUCAAGCAGAGUGGCAUCAACAUUGACUCCAAGGGCUUCAUCGUGGUCAACAAGAUGAUGCAGACCAACAUUCCAGGCGUCUUUGCUGCUGGAGAUGCUGUCACAUUUCCAUUGGCCUUGAGGAAUAACAAGAAGGUGAAUGUCCCCCACUGGCAGAUGGCCCACAUGCAUGGCCGCAUCGCCGCUCUGAACAUGCUGGCCCACGGCACGGAGAUCAGCACUGUCCCAUACCUGUGGACAGCUAUGUUCGGGAAGAGCAUCCGAUAUGCAGGCCAUGGGGAAGGAUUCGAUGAUGUUGUCAUUCAGGGAGAUUUAGAUGAACUGAAGUUUGUGGCAUUCUAUACCAAGAGGGUCUCCCGGAGCUGGCGUGUGGGUACCAGGACGGCAUGCCAUGCUGAGAGCCGGAGGUACUGGGAAGCACUGGCUGCUGGGGGUCAGCCAGUGUGUCCCCCACUGCUUGGCUCCCUGUCUGUGAGAGGCAGAGCUGGAGCAUUUCUUUCUUUUUUGGUGGUGGUUCUUCUAGUUGGUGCUAAAGCUUUUGGACUGAGGACAGUCCCAGGCUGACCAUUUCCUCCUGCUUUCUUCUGCUGUGCCCACACUGUGUUUGGACUCUUCUCCUCCUCCUGGUCCUCCUUAGUAGUUGCAGGAACCACUGGUGGUUUCCACUCCUACAGCCUGUCCUCAGCACUGGCUUUCACAAUAAGGCUUCUUCUGCCCCAGAGUUUGAAGAGGAAAGGAGUCUUGUCAGAGCUAUGCAGAGGCCAAUAAAAGGCCCUGUGCUGGGAGGUGUAGGGGACAGCACUCUGCAGAUGUCCCUGCCUUGACAACAGACUGAUGUCCUCCUGCCCCUAAGACCUUGGAGACCAGGGAAUUGCUGUGGUUAUCUUCUUCACAGUUCCCCACCUCUGUUACGUUGAACGCUGCAGAGGAAGGGAAGACCAUGUAGACACAUCCCCUGUGCUUCCCUCUUCAAUCAAUCUUCACAAAGACUUCUGAUUGCUCCAAAUCCCAGGUUCAGGAUGGGAGUUCUUGUUACCUUUGAAGACCUUUUUGAAAAAGGGAUUCCUCCUGGCUUCCCCCAUCUGUCUGACAAAGUAUUCAAAAGCCACUGCUGAUGCUGGGUGCUCCAGCUCACCAGCACCCCAUGAACCAUUUUGCAAAAGGAGUAGCUACCCUAUGUCCUGCUGACAGAAAUGUUUGGGCUGCAUCUGCCUUCCUGGCUGGCUCCUUUGGGCACUGUCUGGGUUUGAGGCUGAGCCAGAGGGCAGCUGGUGGUAGUGCAUCUGGUUCCCUUGCACACCUUGGUUAUUCAUUGCUUGGAACAGCACAUCUCCCCCAGGUUUUGAUGGGUAGGUCUCUCCAACCACUUUGUGUUUCCCAGUUUGGAGCUGGCUCUGCUCAGGAAACUGCUCUUCUUUAUUUGCCAUGGGCCUAUUUAGGAAUGGGAGUUUUUUUAAACAGUCUGUGAUGGAGCUGCCCCAUGGUUUUGUAGACAGUUGUGAGAGAUACCUUUAACUCUCAUGGCUGCACAGGGCUGAAGUGUCCUCUGAAACAUGGCUUUGCUCUCCUUGUCCUGGGAAUUAGGCACAUAUCCCUCCCCACCCCACCUCAGCUGCUCUUUGCUCUGUUGAUCCCAGAGUUCUUUGGCAGUCAAUUUAAGAGCAGAUCUUGGUUUAGUGGGUGCUUCUACUUUUCAGUUUAUUCAACAACAUCACCAGAGUUUAAAAUCUUACCCACACAUCUUCCCUGAUUUCACAUUGUGCAUUCAGUUAUCUCUUCAUGGGUCAGGCUUUGAAGGUUUACACUUGGAUUGACCUUGGCAAACCCCAAACAAGAACCCACCUUCUCGUUUGCUUAUGACCUUUAGCCAAAGCUCCUCCAGCAGUUUUAUGUCCUCUUCCUUCUCCUUCAUUUGUUUUCCUCUCAACCUUUGAGGCUGCAUUGGGAUCCUGCUAGGGGAACAGCCAGCCAAUCUGGACAUCCUAUAUACAUGAGGACUUCCUUGCUGGGGCUGAGGACCCAGGGGUUGGACACUCCAGCUGUCCCAGUGGCCGUGGAGCAGCUCAGAGCGGGGCACUCUGCUUGUUCAGAGGUGGGGAUCAGGAAGGGGAUGUGGAACAUCCCAACUGACUGUUCCACAGGGAAAUCCUGACCACCCCUCCACUCCCUCAGCACAGGGCAGCAGCACAGGGAUAACAGCUGGGCAUCCUUCCUGUUGUCCAGGUUUUUAUCCACCAUCAGAUCUACCACUGGUGGUGUUUUCCCACAGAUGCCAGGGUGCCAGAGCUGUCUCCAUCACCCAGGCACCCUAGUUGAUGCUCAUGACAUCACCUCCAACAUUGGUAGGACCAGUGGGGCCUGCUGUGCCACUCUGUACCCUCUCCUGACCCUUAUUCCAGCCAUCUUGUUCCAGUCCCUGUGGUGCUUAUGCCUUGGGAUCAGGCCUGGCUCUGGAGUGGUGUUCCUCUUUGCCUCCCUCCUCUCUCCAUCAUGGUGGGUUUUGGGUGGUGGAGCUGUGGCCAUCCAGGCUGUCCUAACUGCUCUGCUCUGCCCGGCCCUAGGAGUGACGAGGUGGUGGCUGUGGCCAGCAUGAACUACGACCCAAUUGUUUCCAAGGUGGCUGAGGUCCUGGCUGCUGGCAGGACCAUCCGGAAGCGUGAUGUAGAGUAAGUAGACAGGCAGUGGGAAGUGGCAGUGCCAGGCCAGGGGCUAAGCACAACCAUGGGGUGCUGGGCAGAGCUGAGCCUUUCACACUGAUCCAUCUCCAUACCACUCUUGCAUCUCCCUUCCUGUUCCUGCUUCCUCCCUGUGCUACUUCCCAGCUGCCUCCAGAUCUGGCAUCCCCCACAUAUAGGGUUUGUCUUAAACACCAGGACCCAAAUCCUUGCACAGAGAGGAUGGGAUGGGGAUACUCUCUGCUUUUGGGCACUGGCACUUCAUCAAGGAAGCAAUGCCUGAUGCUGGGGCACACCUGGGCACCCAGUCAGUCAAGGAGACCUGCAGAGAGGGACUGGGUGUGUAGCCUGUGCAUAACCCCCUAUGCACAACCCAGCCCAAAGAGCUGGUGUUACCAGGAUGCUGGCCUGUGGUGUCUCAGCCUCUGAUUCCUUGGAGCAGAGCUCAUAGGCAAAGGGCAUUUUUCUCCCUUCACUUUGUUUUUAAGACCAUACAGAGGACAGAGCAUAACUUUUUGGUGAGGGUAGGUGCUGGAAGGCAAAUGCCAGGGAGGUGAUAACAGCCAGGAAGAGGCCUUUAGAGUGGGAAUCAGAGCUGCUGAGGAAAUGUGGGUCUCUGUUCCAGGGAUAUUUAUCUGGAAUAAAAGCAGAUCUUUUCAAAAGCUCAGGGAGAGGAGCACUCCCAACCCCCAGGAAGUUUUGUCUCUCAGACUCCCUGGGAAUCCCUGGGAUGGGAAGCAUGUCGUGGGUCCCCUCACCUGAAACAGGGUUCAUAAAAUGACAGAAUAGUUUGGGUUGGAAGGGACCUUAAAGUCCAUCCAAUUCCACCCCCUGCCCCCUUCCCUCCCACUAUCCCAGAUUGCUCCAAGCCCAUCCAACCUGGCCUUGGACACUUCCAGGGAUCUCUGGGCAGCCAGAGAUCCUCUGGGCAGCCUGUGCCAGGGUCUCACCAACCUCAAAGGGAAGAAUUUUUUUGUGCCAUCACCCCAGUACAUUGGAAAAUGGUUGCUCAUGUCCCACUUUGUGGCUGGGAGGGAGGGGUAUCUUGUGGGCAUCCCAGGGGUGGGGAGGAGCUGCUGGCCCUGUGGUGGGGCUCAGGGGCUGGAGGAAGCCAGAUUAAACCUGAAUGUCUUUUCUCUCUUUGUCUCCCGCUGCU